CAUCAUCAACCGUAGUACCCCUUUAACAGCCUAUAAAAGAAGUGCUUCAGUCCCAUAAGCUAAAGCAAGACCAACACACACAAUUAAGCCUCACAACACCCAACAAACAAACAUGCCAUUCCAUCAAAGCACCUUAUUCAGUCCUCGUUACGAACCCCCUUGCAAUCACUUCAUUGGAAAACCAUUGCAAACCAAUGGUUUUGGACCCAACCCGAAGAUAAUACACUUACCUAUCUCUGGAGGGACAUCACCGAUUGUUGUCAAUGCCUACGUGGAAUGGAAGGAGACCCCUGUGGCGCACGUGUACAAGGCACACGUUCCGGGGCUGAGGCAUGAUGAAGUGAGGGUGGAAGUGGAAAAUGGGAGAGAGCUUUGCAUCAUUGGGGAGAAGUUGGUGGAGAGAGAAACGAAGAAUGGGAGGGGGAACCUCGUGGAGCGUGUGAGAGGAAGGUUCAUUCAGAGUUUCAUUUUGCCUGAAAACGCCAACGUUAAUCGUGUGAAGGCUUACAUGGACAAUGGUGCGCUUGUUAUUAGUGUUCCCAAGUACUAGGUCGUCAACUACUCUUCUUGUCACUCUCACUCCCUUUCUGGUGUAGUGUAAUAUAUAGGAAACAAGAGUACAACAUGCUAUGUGUCCGUGCUACUACGUUGAAGUAAUUAACACGGUUGUGUAUCAACUAUAAAUAUAAAUAACUGAAGAAGGUGUAUGUGCCCUCUGCUUUCAUGUUUCA
Messenger RNA from Cajanus cajan (pigeon pea), 731 nucleotides. RefSeq names its product 18.1 kDa class I heat shock protein-like. Lineage: Eukaryota; Viridiplantae; Streptophyta; Magnoliopsida; Fabales; Fabaceae. The record is from RefSeq and is a predicted model, not a curated record.